ACGGUCACAAGUAAAGCGAAGCCUCCGCGGCGCUGUGUCAUUCUCCACCGCUUUCAUGUGCUCCUUCUCUUUCCUGCUGGAUUAUAUAUUGAAGAGUCCGAUCGCUAUGUGUAUUUCUACUGCCAGAAGCUUGUAAGUGGCGUGGGAAUUUUUCGACACUGAGUGACAUAUUCAGCAGCACAUUUCCACUUUGGAACAGGACUGUACUUACGCCACAGAGGGACUCCGGUGGAUACACACCAUGAGCGAGUGGGUCUCCACUGACAAUUUGGAGGAAGAUGGGGGGCAGCAGCAGAGCUCAGGCGAGCUCGACGAGGAGCUGUGGGACCGAGUGGAGGGUGUACGGCACAAGCUGACGCGCAUCCUAAACCCUGCCAAGCUCACACCUUUUCUCCGCCAGUGCAAAGCCAUUGAUGAGCAGGAUGAAGAUGAGGUGCUCAACUCCACGCAGUACCCCCUACGUAUCAGCAAGGCUGGCCGCUUGCUUGAUAUCCUGCGGGGACGGGGCCAAAGGGGCCUCCAAGCCUUCAUGGAGUGCCUGGAAUUCUACCACCCAGGGGAGUACACCCAGCUGACAGGCCGGAGACCCACACAACGCUGCUCCAUGCUUGUUGAUGAGGAAGGCCCAGAGGGCCUGACACAGUUCCUUCUGCUGGAAGUGCGGAAACUGCGGGAGCAGUUGCGGAGCAGCCGGCAGUGUGAGCGCCGUCUGUCACAGCGCUGCCGCGUGGCUGAGGAGGAGCGCAGCCAUGCCGAGCGGCGGGUACAGGAACUGCGGCAUGACUUUCUGCAGCUGGAGAGGAUGCGCCAGGACUGGGAGGCAGGUAGUCGGGAGCUGUGUCGACUCAAGGACAGGCACCUAGAGCAGGCGGUCAAGUACUCCCGGGCCCUGGAAGAGCAGGGCAAGGCUUCAGGGCGGGAACGAGAGCUGCUGGGCCAGCUGGAAGAGCUGAAAAACAGGCUGAUGGAGGCAGAGAAGCAAGCAGAAGGCAAGACGAUCUACGCCGCACCGGUCAAGACGGAAAGCAGGGCUUCAUUCUGUCCGGUAAUCACUCCCACGGUUCCGGAGCUCCCGUGCAUCAAAACGCCCAGGGAGGCUGGCGCGGACACGCAGGCGCUGCUGGACAUACUACAGCAGGACCGCAGGGAAGCUGCUGAGCAGCGACAGGAGCUGUGCAGUACCAUAACCAGGCUGCAGGGAGAGCUGGAGAGUACAGAGGCACAUAGGGACAAGCUCGUGUCCCAGUGCGAGCAGCUCCGGGUGAAGGUGCGGACCCUGCAGCUGGACUGGGAGACGGAGCAGAAAAGGAGCGUCUCGUACUUCAACCAGAUCAUGGAACUGGAGAGGGAGCGAGACCAGGCCCUGCGCAGCCGGGACAGCCUGCAGCUGGAGUACACCGACUGCCUGCUGGACAAGGACCGUCUGCGGAAACAGGUCAUCGAGCUCCAGGCCAGCCUGGACGCACUGAAGAGGGACAGGGAGUUGGAGAGGGAGCGGCAGAAGGAGGAGGAGCUGGCCAGGGAGAAGGGCUGUCCGCACUGUUCACACUUGUGCCCAUUCAGCAACGAUCACUGCUACGAGCUCUGCUGUUCCCUGAGAGCCAGCGAGCCGGACAUGACCAUGUGUGGGAGCCCCCUGUCUGACGGCUCGCACCGCUUCCAGCGCAAGACUCGCUGCAGAGGCCAAACGAGCGAACUGUCGGAGGGUUCAUUCUCAAACUCGGAUGAGAACCUCGUGAUGAUGCUGGAGGACAGUGAAAAGGACAUCAACAGGCUGUCAACAUUUGCUUUUCCUCCCUGCGUGAAUUCCAUCAGCCGGAGGGUCAACACCGAGUUCGACCUGGACUCCUGGGGCAGUGAUGAAAAUCUUACAGCAGGGGGACAGAGUGAGAUCUCCUUGUCAGAUUCAUGUAGCUCGCUGAACUCUCACUGCUUUCCUCCUGACCUCAUCCACCUGCCCCCCAUUUCGCCGCACGGACACCAUGUCCACGCAUCUCGGCCUGAGCUCCUCUCUCCCUCGCACAACGUGGUCAAAAGAAACGUCGGCACGGCUGCCGACAUCACCAUCGUCGGGGGCAACCGCACAGGGAUAUUCGUCCAUAGCGUGAAGGCAGGGUCGCCCGCGGAGCAGUACGGCCUGAGAGAGGGCAGCGAGCUGCUGGAGCUGGAUCGAGUGCAUCUGGACGAGAACAGUAUACCGCUGAGCAAGUGCACCAGUGAGGUAGCCCACUUCUCCCUGCAGUGGUGGACAGAGCCCUCCGCUCUCAGACACCAACUCAACACCGAGGCAUACUCCCGCCUCUGCGCCCAGAUGUCCUGUUCUUCCUACACGGGUGCAGACUCCUUCUACGUGAGAGUCAACCUGGACCUGGAUGGCACCAAUGACAACACCCACCUGCAGAUGCGCUGCGACGACAUCAUGUACGUAACAGACACGCUGUACAACGGACGGUACCAGUGGCGAUGCACGCGAGUCGACACGCAGACUGCGGAACAUCUGCAAGUGGGAGCCAUGCCCAACUACAACAGAGCUCAGCAGCUGCUCCUUGUCAGGCUGCGCACCAUGACCACGGAGAAGAAGGACUGUAAGAAGAAGUCGUCCAAGAAGUGCGCCGAGCGUGUGCGACUCGUGAAGGCUGUGACCCCUAGCUGUCAGGGUUUCGGAGCUGCUCCACUGGUCCUCUUCACACUUAACCACCGUCAGGAGGAAAAUCUGAUCCCCUACAGUUUGGUGGAGCCGGUAGUGGUGACGUCCAGGCGGCCGGUUAUCUUCUCCCCCUCCGUGCUGUCCCGAGGGCUCAUCGAGAGGCUCCUGCAGCCGGCAGAUUCCGGACUGGAUUUCAACACCUGCCACCCAGAACCUAUCAGCACCGCUGACCAACGCGAUAAGAGAGUUUUCCUGCUCAGUCCACAGUCCACAGAAACGGUGUAUGGCAUCAGGGUGGAAUCCAUACAGGAUGUAAUAAGUCAGGACAAGCACUGUCUGCUGGAGUUGGGUGUGAGCAGCGUUGAAGGGCUCCUGAGGCAGGGCAUCUACCCCAUUGUCAUUCACAUCAGACCGAAGGACAAAAAGGGCAGGAAGUUCAAGAAAUUUCUUUCUGGGCACAGUGAUGAUAUGCUGAUGGAAGAGGUGUGUCAGAUGGACGAGUUUCAGCUGGAGAACCUGCCCAUGUUGCAUUACACACUCCAGCCUGGGACCUGGGGCUGCACUGAGGAGCUUCUCGCAGUGAUACGCAACGCUAUCCAUAGCCAGCAGAGGGCGGUAGUGUGGGUGGAGCCCGACAGACUGCAGUGAAUCACUCGGCUCUCUCUCUCUCUCUCUCUCUCUCUCUCUCUCUCUCUCUCUCUCUC
Messenger RNA from Scleropages formosus (Asian bonytongue), 3351 nucleotides. RefSeq names its product caspase recruitment domain-containing protein 10. Bases 242 to 3295 code for a protein of 1017 amino acids. Gene Ontology annotation, molecular function: CARD domain binding. NCBI's taxonomy places the organism in Eukaryota, Metazoa, Chordata, Actinopteri, Osteoglossiformes, Osteoglossidae. The record is from RefSeq and is a predicted model, not a curated record. Gene Ontology annotation, biological process: regulation of apoptotic process. The transcript is spliced from 24 exons. Gene Ontology annotation, cellular component: cytoplasm.